AUGGAGUCGGACCCAAGCAACCCGCCCGAUCCCGGACCCGGACCCGGACGCAGGAUAUUCUCCAGGAUAUCUGGUUUCGUGUGGAAGCACGGGACAUUUUACAGACUCCACCUGACUGCUUUUACCCUGAUACCCCUUGUGUUUGCCGGGAUCUUCUACGCCAGUAAUGGACAGUACCGGAUAUCGUUUUUGGACUCGCUUUUUAUGUGUUAUUCUGCUAUGACUGUUACAGGUAGCGUGGAAUUCGUGACUCGCUACUAUCAAUUUAUCUAUGAUCACUGCUUGGCAGCAGGUAAUACUGUAUCUCUUAAUGCUCAUUGGGGACAUCACCGUCGUCUCUUGGGUUUAUCUGCACACAGAUGGUACUUCCAGAACGUCUGCGAAUACGUCGACUACCAGCGGCGCACCUCGCGUCUUCGCAAGACCAUGGUGCGCUCCAGGUCCGCGGUGAAGCAAAACAUCUCGGCGCCGGUCGCGGUGUUCAAGCAAGCUGACGAGGUGCCCGCGCGCAUGGAGGCGCGCGAUGCCGAGAAGGCCGAAUCGGACCGCGGACACGAUGACGAUGCCGGGGACCGGGCAGUGUCGGACGCACGGACCUUUACGUCCUCGCCGCGGCCCGCCACUAUUUUGUUGCCUCCUGUUGAUUCACCGGGGACGUACCACUCGUCUAGCCCGCCUGCCGGUGUGGGAUUUGGCUAUUCGACCAGCGUCCAGCCGCACAUGGUCCGGCUGGAGACUAUCCGCGAGGGCGUCGUGUUCCCCCGGCGCACGGCGACGAUCUACAGCGCGCACCACGCCGUCGCGCCGGAGAACCGGAAAUUCCAGGGCAGCGGGGGGUUCCCGGGGCCCGUCACGGUGAUGCGCCGGCUGUUCAAGCGCGGCGCGCCGACGGCGUUCCGGAAGUUCGAGCGCACCGUCACGCUGCCGUAUACAUCGACGCUCGAGGCGAAGAAGGUGCCGUGGCUGAGUUUCGACGGGCUGGUCGUCGGGCGCAACUCGGCGUUCCGGACCGAGACGCUGAAUGACGACCAGCUGGAGUCGAUUGGGGGUGUUGAGUACAGGGCGCUGAGGCUGUUGAGCUACCUAAUUCCUUGCUAUUUCGUCGGGACGCAACUGUUCUCGUUCCUCCUCUUCGUGCCGUGGCUGUCAGUGACCCACGGCUACGACUCGGUAUUUAAGAAUCAGUACCGCCCGGUCAAAAAGCCCUGGUUCUCUUUGUUUUUGGUCCUUGCGGCAUAUUCCGGGGGCGGGCUGUCUUUGGUCGAUUUGGGAAUGCUGCCGUUUCAGUCUGCGUAUUUGAUGAUCUUUGCGCUAAUUUUCGUGAUCUUGGCUGGAAAUCAUGCUUUGGUGUCCCAUAUUGUGAGGUUCAAUAUGCAUGUAAACCUGAUUCUCUUUCUGACCGUGAUCAUGCGCAGCCUCAGACUCGUGAUUGUGAUCGAGUGGAUCUCGUUUGAGGCGUUGGAUCAUGGCCUCGACUUUUACAAGCAGAUGGGGACAGGCGCGAAGGUCGUUGACGGACUCUUCCAGGGGCUUGCUGCGCGUGCUUCUGGAUUCUCGAUUGUUCCUCUGGCUUCUGCAGCUCCUGCGCUUCAAUUUCUGUAUGUCGUGAUGAUGUACAUUGCGGUGUAUCCUGUUGCGAUGACGAUUCGGUCUACGAAUGUAUAUGAAACGGAGUCGCUGGGUAUAUUCGAGGAGCCACCCGACGAUGCAGACGAGGAGCCCAUGGACCUGGAUAAGCUGCAACCUCGAGAACGGAUCGGGAGGUAUCUGUGGUGGCACAUCGAUCGACAGUUGUCCAUAGAUAUCUGGUGGAUGGUCUGGGGAGUGUUCCUCGUGGCUAUCAUCGAGCGAGACAAUCUUCUAGACGAGAACAAAAAGUGGUUCGAUCUGUUCCGGAUUCUGUUCGAACUCGUGAGCGCGUUUGGUGGAAUUGGCUUGAGCCUUGGAUUUCCUUCGGAUAACUAUUCGUUUUCCGGAGCGUGCCGCCCUCUCUCCAAGCUCGUCAUCAUGGUCAUCAUGGUCCGUGGCCGGCACCGAGGUCUCCCGGUCGGCAUCGAGCGCGCCGUCACUCUGCCUCGCGAGCUGAACACCGACCGCACCAACGCGCCCGACCAGGAUGCGAAUACCAACGGUGCUACUGCUGCGGAACCGGUCGCGGCGUGAUCGCUGUGUUAUGAAAACUUUGCUUUCGCUUCGCAAGUGUAAUAUAUAGCAUUCAUUGAACAUCCAAGCAUUGUUUGUCGUCGUCUCUGGAAUCUUGGUCUGUGGGUGAGUAGAGCGCCGUCUGAAGGGCAGUGGAACUCCGACGCAGGCCGGUACAGAUCCCGUAUGCUCGGAUUCACAUGCUGAUGCGAGAUGCAGCGGGGAUCACUCAGGCCAGAGAUCGGCCAGGAUCGGCUGUUUUGUCGACGGGAAAGAGCUGUGAUGAUAGAGAUCUACCUGUGACGUCG
Mycena citricolor is the source of this 2450-nucleotide messenger RNA. NCBI's taxonomy places the organism in Eukaryota, Fungi, Basidiomycota, Agaricomycetes, Agaricales, Mycenaceae. The record is from the annotation of a GenBank genome assembly.